AUGACGAAUUUAAUUAACUUUACAGGUGUUGCCGCAGCAAACGAACUAUCUCUUUACGCUGGCCAUAAAAGUCUUCCUUUGGUCACUGCAUUUUUUAAAAGUUUCAAUGUGCAAAAUUUUGAUGAAAAACAGAAAAAAAAGGCAAAUCUUGGCACAAUACUUGGAGUGUAUUUGCCCACGUUGCAACACAUUUUUGGUGCAAUAAUGUUUUUACGAUUAUUUUGGAUUGUUGGUAUUAUGGGCAUUGGUCAAUGUAUUUUAAUGACUUUUUUAUGCAUUUUUUGCACUUUCUUGACUUGCAUUAGCUUAAGUGCUGUGGCAACUAACGGAGUGAUUGAAAGUGGUGGUACGUAUUUCAUGAUUUCACGAAAUUUAGGUCCAGAAUUUGGUACUGCAGUUGGUGUAUUAUUUUACAUGGCAAAUGCAUGUGCAUGUGCUAUGUAUAUUGUAGCAGCUGUAGAAAUACUACUCUUAUACAUUGCACCAGAUUUGACAAUUGGUGGUCCAGAAGUUCACGCAGACACUGGCUUUACUGGAAUGAUGUCCGAUAAUUAUCGAAUUUAUGGUAGUGCAAUUUUGUUAUUUAUAUUUGUGGUUGUCGCACUUGGUGUUCGAUUUGUGCAGUUUUUUGCACCGAUAUCUUUAAUUUGUGUGAUCAUCUCGAUAGCAGCAAUUUUUGCUGGUGUUAUCGAGAAAAACAUUAUUACAUCCAGCAACCAUGGAGUUUGUUAUCUUGAUAAGCGAUUACUUCAAGCCGAUGCUUACCUACCAGAUACGUUCUGGACAGGAGAUCCAUGCAGGUACUGUACGUUUCAGAAUCCAAUCCUUUAUAGUGUUAUCUGCUCGAAUAAUAAUACGCUUUCUGCAAUCUGCCAAAAUUAUACUUUAACCUGUGAAGAAGCGUUUCCUGGUGUUCAAAGUGGCCUGUUUCUCGCUAAUUUUGGAAGUAAAUAUAUGAAACAAGGAGAAGCCAUACCAGGACAAUAUGCGAAUCAAAAAUUUGAAGUUUUCCAGGAUAUCACCACCACAUUUUUUGUAUUAAUGGCCAUAUAUUUCCCAAGUGUUACCGGCAUCAUGACUGGUGCUAAUAUGAGUGGAGAUUUGAAAGAUCCGCAGAAAAGCUUACCACAAGGAACAAUUGCUGCUCAACUAACAACAUCCAUUAUUUAUCUUUUACUAAUUUUAGCCUUCGGAUCAACAAUAAGUGGUCCAGUAUUACGUGAUAAGUACGGUAAAAGUUUGGGUAACACUGGUAUGGUAGUGGCGGAAUUAGCUUGGCCAUCACCUUGGGUUAUAAUGAUUGGUGCAUUCACGUCUUGUUUUGGAGCUGCGCUACAGUGUCUUUGUAGUGCUCCACGUUUACUGCAAUCAAUAGCAAAAGAUGAUGUAUUACCAUUUUUACGACCAUUUCAAGUAUUAACUCGAUGGAAUGAGCCUUUUCGUUGCGUAGUACUGACAACUCUAAUCGCUGAAAUGGCAAUAUUAGUAGCAGCUUUAGAUCGAAUCGCACCAAUUGUUGACUUCUUUUUUCUCACUUGCUAUGCAUUUGUUAAUUUGGCCUGCUUUUUGCAUUCUAUCCUUGGAGCUCCUAAUUGGAGGCCGCGUUUUAAAUGCUAUCAUUGGACAUUAUCAUUGGUAGGGACAUUGCUAUGUUUAUUCACAAUGUUUGCAACUCACUGGAUUUACGCUCUCGUUGUUAUCUUUCUAUGUGCUAUAAUUUACAAAUACGUGUCAUGGAAAGGUGAUAAGAAAGAAUGGGGUGAUGGAAUGACCGGUCUGGUUCUCAGUACUGCUCAGUUUUCAUUGUCAAAAUUGGAAGACAAACAACCACAUCCAAAAAAUUGGCGACCACAACUGUUACUUAUAGCUAAUCUUCCAUCGGCUGAAGAUUGGCGUCAGAAAGAGACUACUCGUAAGUUGAUUAGUCUUGCAAGUCAGCUUAAGAAGGGACGGGGAUUAACGGUUGCAGUGGCACUACACGAAGGAAGAUCAACCGAUAAAAAUGCUAAGAUUAUUGCAGCAAAGCUAAAGAAAGAGCUACUAAACGAAAUGGCUUUUGCAAAAGUUCACGGUUUUUGUUCAUCACUUAUUUAUGAAGCUGAUCAACUUCAAGGCACUUUAUCAACUCUUAUACAAAGUUGUGGGAUUGGCCCUUUACGACCGAAUACUUUACUUAUACCGUAUCCUGAAGGUUCACUUGCAGAGAAUUCAUAUUGGUGCUUUCUACAUCGUCUUCAACGAGGUGCAUUGCAUGGUAUGUGCUUAUUGGUACUCAAAGGUGUUUCAUAUUUCCCAGAAAAUGAAUACCGAAUGGCGGGAAAUAUCGAUAUUUGGUGGAUUCUGCAUGAUGGCGGUCUUUUGUUGCUAAUUUCAUUUCUGCUCAAACAACAUAAAGUUUGGCGUAGUUGUCAUUUGCGUAUAUUUGUUGUUGUUGCGCGUGAUGAUAACACAUUACAGAUGAAACACGAUAUGGAAAAAUUUUUGUAUGAAAUGCGGAUUGAUGCAGAUUUAUUUGCACGUUUUUGUAGAUUGAAUUUUAUUUAA
This is a messenger RNA of Thelazia callipaeda (thelaziosis nematode), 2544 nucleotides long. Lineage: Eukaryota; Metazoa; Nematoda; Chromadorea; Rhabditida; Thelaziidae. The record is from the annotation of a GenBank genome assembly.